This is a messenger RNA of Magallana angulata, 1668 nucleotides long. RefSeq names its product evolutionarily conserved signaling intermediate in Toll pathway, mitochondrial-like. Gene Ontology annotation, cellular component: mitochondrion. The coding region runs from base 249 to 1604 and encodes 451 amino acids. The record is from RefSeq and is a predicted model, not a curated record. The transcript is spliced from 6 exons. NCBI's taxonomy places the organism in Eukaryota, Metazoa, Mollusca, Bivalvia, Ostreida, Ostreidae.
AGGUAAUUAGUAAUACGCUUUCAGUUCGGAGUUCCUCUGUCAUCCAUGUGAUGCAACAAAACACUCUAAGCUGAUUUAUCUGUGUAUUUAGCGCUUUUGUCACGAUGAUCCAACAUAUUUGUCUCAGCAUGAUUAUCUAAAGAACUGCGUCCAUGUGAUAGGGAACACCCUUGGUGUUUUCGUUUGCAAGGUCGUUCGAAUUUCCUCAAUGUCGAUUGUUUUUACAUAAAACCUUUAACACGUAGAAAAUGACUCCGCGACAGACUUUUCUUUGCUUAUGGAACUUACUGUUGAGAGAUGCUCGCCAUGUCCUGCUUUCAGAUAGAAUAUUGGUACAACAGGCUUCAAAUAAAAGCAUUCCACAAUGCAGUUUUGUAAGGACCUAUCAUCAGACUGCACCUGUAAUGUUCUACAGAAGAUUCCUUGAUAGAGGAAAAGGCAAGGUUAAGAAGAAGAAAAAAGAAGAAGAAGACCAGGAAAUAGAUGCAAAAAUUGUGGAGGAGAAACUUACUCAGCUCGAGAAAGUUAAAAAACCUGGAUAUAAAAUUCGAAUACCUACAUAUGAAAGUACAACCGACAGAUAUAUAAAUAGAAUCUUUAAAAAAGCCGAGGAGCAGGGUGAAAAAACUGAGGAAACUUUCAAUACUGCCAUUAAGAUAUACAAGUUGAAUGCUGGACUGUACGUGCGAGGGCAUAUAGAGUUUGGUGAUUUAGCACUGAGUAAAUUAGAAGAGUAUGAACUUCAGUAUAAUUUAGAAGUGUAUAAAAUGAUAUUCAGCAUAUUUCCUGAGGGAAAAUAUUUACCUAAGUCCAAAGUUGAUGCCGAGUUCAUCCCUUUUCCUCGUCAACAGGAUGCCGCUCUGAGAGUUCUGACAAAAAUGUUUGAUAAUGGUGUGAUUCCCGAUGAGGAGUUUGGUAGAAUGAUCAUAUCCAGAUUCUCCCAACGCUCCAAGGUUUUCACACGGUUCCAGAGAAUGCUGUACUGGAUGCCCAAGUUCAAACACAUGAACCCCUGGCCUGUGCCACGCCCCCCUCCCAAGGACCCCACACAGCUGGCGGUCAUGGCUCUCAAAAGAAUGAGUUUUGAUUUGGAGACUAAAAUCACCGUUGUAAAUGACCCCAGGGAUUCUUGUAGUGGGAAGUUCAUAGCCAGUGCUCAGAGCCCUAAACAGAUUGAGCUUCUGUCCAAGCACCCUCCCUCCAAACCGAUAAUUGUGGAAGGGGAGCACUAUGUCUACCUCAGAAAAGUUAGCCAAAAAGUGUUUGUGCUGAAAACAGACCGCGAGGGAGAACUACCAGGGGAAGAGCCUGACUAUUACAAAGCUAUGGAGGAAGAGGAGGAUGAAGAAAUGUUUGACUUCGUGACUCCACUGGAGGAAGAGGAACAGACAGCCAUAGUUCCCAAGAAGUCGGUACAUGAGCAGGAGGACGGGACUGUGUACGGGAUGUGUAUUACGAGUGACUCCAGCAAAGAGUCCGUACAGGACUGGAUACAGUUCCUACAGACCAACAACCCGGCCCUCGAACAUAUACCCGUCUUGUUUAGGAUAAGAGAUGCUGACUUUUUACUGAAUGAAACCUUAAAACAUGAAGAGGAGGAAUAAAGAUUUGUAAUAUUUGAUUUGUGAUAUUUGAACUUCAGAAUAAAUUUGGUGAGGUUCCCAAGAA